Messenger RNA from Mytilus trossulus (common blue mussel), 1807 nucleotides. Its product is annotated as nondiscriminating glutamyl-tRNA synthetase EARS2, mitochondrial-like. The transcript has 2 exons. The coding region runs from base 121 to 1698 and encodes 525 amino acids. Gene Ontology annotation, cellular component: mitochondrion. The record is from RefSeq and is a predicted model, not a curated record. Gene Ontology annotation, molecular function: zinc ion binding; tRNA binding; ATP binding. Gene Ontology annotation, biological process: glutamyl-tRNA aminoacylation. NCBI's taxonomy places the organism in Eukaryota, Metazoa, Mollusca, Bivalvia, Mytilida, Mytilidae.
GGAUGAGGUCUGAUAAUCCGGAAUUGAUGUGUGUUAUUCAUGAUGGUGAGGUUGUUCAACAGAAUACAGAGGUUGUUCAGGGGAUUUAGUUGUUUGAAGAAAUAAAGAGCAUAUACAGCAAUGGUACUAACACAGUGUUUCUAUAGUCCAUUUAAACAUUUAAAUAGGUGGACUAUAUCAAGAUGUUUUCAUGUAUCCUGGUCAGUUAAUUGUGUUAGAGUGAGAUUUGCUCCAUCUCCUACUGGUCAACUUCAUCUUGGAUCAUUACGAACUGCUCUAUACAAUUUUUUAUAUGCAAAGGCUAACAAUGGCAAAUUUAUUCUAAGAAUUGAGGACACUGACCAGACAAGGAAAGUGUCAGGGGCUGUUGAAAACUUGUGUAAUAUUCUUCAGUGGGCUUCUGUUCAUCCAGAUGAAGGUCCAUUUUCUGGGGGAGAUUAUGGACCCUAUGUUCAAUCAGAAAGGCUUCAUUUGUACCAAAAAUAUAUUGAAACUUUGCUGGAGAAUGGUACUGCUUAUAAAUGCUUUUGCAGCCAAAAACGUUUAGAUUUGCUGAAGAAAGAAGCAUUGAGAAAUAGGGAAACUCCUAGAUAUGAUGGGAAGUGUCGCCAUCUAUCAGAUGAAGAGAGAAAAGACAAACUUCAAAAAGGUCUACCAUAUGUGGUAAGAUUAAAACUUGUACAACUAUCUGAACCUUUUGAAGAUUUGAUAUAUGGACCUAUAGAAAUUGAUUUAACUGAAAAUGAGGGUGAUCCAGUCCUAAUGAAAACGGACAAUUAUCCGACCUACCAUUUUGCAAAUGUUGUGGAUGACUAUCUCAUGAAAAUCACUCAUGUUUUACGAGGAGUAGAGUGGCAACUUUCAACCCCCAAACAUUUAAUGAUAUACCAAGCAUUUGGUUGGACACCACCAAAAUAUGCUCACUUACCACUCAUAAUGAAUAAUGAUGGGACAAAAUUAUCUAAACGCCAGGGAGAUAUACAUGUGGAACAUUUUAUGAAGUUAGGAUAUUAUUCAGAUGCUUUAUUAAACUAUAUAACUCUUCCUGGAGGUGGAUUUACAAAGGGAGAUAACGAGGUCCUGAAACUUGACGAGUUGGUAAAAAAUUUUGAUAUAAACACAGUGAAGAGAUCAUCUGGUAGACUUGAUCCAGCACAUUUAGAUAGACUUAAUCAGUUAUUUAUUCAGAGAAAAAUCUCAGAUGGAGAAAUGAAUGAACUUACUGAAAAAAUUAGAAAAAUAGUAAAGAGUAAAUAUUCUGGAAACCUUUCUUUAGAUGAUUUGUCAGCUGAAUACUUGGCACAGAUCAUGUGUUGGUGUCAAAACAGAAUUAGCCGACUUGAUGAACUAGCUGGCAGUGAUUUUGAGUUUUUAUGGCUAAAGCCUGAUAAGAUAGAUAUUUCAAAUAUUGAUAUUUCUAAUCCUUCAGAAGUUUUACAAUCUUGUAUAGAAUGCAUAAAAAAUAUGGAAACAUUUGAUGAAUCCAGUGUUGGGUCUGAAAUGAAAAAGAAUGCUAAAAGCAUGAAGGUAAAAUUUGCUCCAUACAUGAAAUUUUUAAGAAUGUGUUUAUCAGGAUUAAAGGAAGGCCCGUCUGUUGGAGAGAUCAUGACAGUACUUGGAAAAUCAAAAACGUUAGAGAGACUUAAACAUGCAAGUUGUAUAUGUGAAGAGAAGGAAUCAUCUAGAACUGAAAGCUAAUCAUACUUACUUGUUCUGUUAAAGAGCUAAUGUACUUUUAGAAAUUAUUGUGUUGACAAUUUGCAAAAGAUGUUCCUGACUAUCUGAUAUAAAAUUCUAGAAAAGCUCA